Messenger RNA from Ceutorhynchus assimilis (cabbage seed weevil), 1911 nucleotides. The record is from the annotation of a GenBank genome assembly. NCBI's taxonomy places the organism in Eukaryota, Metazoa, Arthropoda, Insecta, Coleoptera, Curculionidae.
AUGUUCCACAUAAUUUUGCUAUUGACCCUUUUCGGCCCUUGUGUUGUGGUUAAAGGAUUUAUGGAUACCGAAUUGGCUUUGAGCUUUUUUAGAGGGAAACAUUUAAAGCAUAAUGUGGUAUUGACUUGUAGUGAAAAGAAAGGGCAAGUUGAGAUAUUGAAGAAUCUCACCAAAGAAAAAGAUAUGGUAAUAUCUGUGAAAUUGAUUAAAAAUUUGGAUAUCCAUGGUUCAAUCGUAUUUGACUAUAAUAAAGCAGGAGUUGUGUUGGAUGCAGAUUGCGUAGGAGCCGAAGAACUACUUAUAAGGUCCAGAAGAUAUAGAGUCUUCGAUACAAAAACCUUUUGGUUAAUGCUUCAUAGCUCCAACAACUAUGGCCAUCUAUUCAGAUAUGUAAACCUGAAUGUAGAUUCUGACAUAAAAGUUGCUUAUCCAGCUAACGACUCAGAGAUCUCAAAUAAAAAGUACACAAUUGACGAUGUCUAUAAUCAGGCUUACGAAAAAGACGGGGAAUUUAAGUCUAAAGAAGCUGGAUUUUAUGAUACUCAAUAUGGUUAUCAGGUUUUAGAGAAGGAGAAUAAAUAUUUUGUGAGGCGGAAUUUAACUGGAGUCAAAUUUAGGUCGGCUGUUGUGGUACCAGACCCCAUUGACGGUUCCUUGGACGAUUAUUUGAGAAAUGAUAGGGACCUUGAGUUGAAUGCUUUAAAUCGAUUUCAUGCAAGACUCAUGCAAUAUUGCAGGGAUUAUUUAAAUUAUAGCGUUGAAAUUGAAAGGGUCAGUUCUUGGGGAUACCUGCAACCAGAUGGAACCGUUGACGGUUUGGCUGGCCAACUGUGGCUUCAUAAAGCAGAUUUUGGUUCUUCACCAUUGUUUGUUAAAGAAGAACGUGCCAGAGUUUUGAGUUAUGGACGAAAAACUUGGAACCUAAAGGGUGCUUUUUUUCUGAGAAAUCCAAAAUCCCGAAAAUCCUAUCAAAUAUUUAUCAAGCCCCUUUCUCUGAAAGUAUGGAUAUGCAUUUUUAUGUCUUCAAUUUUAUCAGUUUACUCUCAGAGAUUGGGUUUUUUGUUAGAUAAACAAAUUGACAAGAUGUUCCUUAAAAAUGAGAAUGUUGACUCUACAUGGAGCUUUAGUACGGUUUGUACUUUUGGAGCUUUUUGUCAACAAGGUAUUGUUUCAUAUCCAAACUCAUUUAGUGGCAGGGCAGCCGCCUUUGUAACGCUUUUGCUUGGUUUACUUAUAUACCAGUUUUAUUCUGCAAGUUUAGUGUCUUUUUUGCUUAAUGUACCCACAACUGUGAUGAACACUGUCCAGGAUAUCUUGGACAAUCACUUCAAUAUCGGAUGUGAGGAUGUUUUAUAUGUUAAAGAUAUUCUUAAGUCUGCUACUGAUAAUGUUACCAAAGAAGUUUACAGAAGACUGCAAGAAAUGUCGCUCAAAGAUAACCAAACUGGCUUUAUGACACCCAAAGAAGGUCUACAGUUGGUUAAAAAUGGUCAAUACGCUUUUCAAGCUGAACUAGUCUCAGGCUACCCGAUAAUUGAGAAGAAUUUUAGUGAAUCCAUGAUUUGUGAACUGAAGGAAAUACCAAUGUAUAAAACCAGAUAUAUGCAUGCUAAUUAUCAAAAAUGGUCACCAUUUAAAGACAUUCUUGACGUAUGUUUACAAAGAUUAGGUGAAAACGGAGUCAUAGCAAGAGAACUAACAUUUUGGUACCCAAGAAAACCAAAAUGUAUCAGAUCGGCAUCUACUAUUAACAUAAACACUGGCCUGAAUGACUUUUAUCCGGCCCUUGGAGUGGUUGUAAUUGGAAUGGUUUUAAGUAUGAAUAUUUUGUUGAUUGAAAUUAUCUGGCAUUAUUGGACUGAGCAGAAACAACUAGAUGUUGAAAAUGUGGUUUUCCCUUAUGCAAACUGA